ACUUGCGUGGCAGGCUGUUUUAGCCAUGUAGGGGUCUCUGCUGCCACAGGCAGUUAUUAUGGGCGAGGGAGAGAUAACAAGGGCGAUAGAUAAAGCCCACCUCAGAGUCACAUCCAUUCUGGGAGCCCGCACCAUCACAGACAUGGCGAGCAAGAAGGCGUCCAACAAGAGGCAGAGAGGAGGACAGAAGUCUUGCUCCAACGUCUUCUCCAUGUUUGAGCAGUCCCAGAUCCAGGAGUUCAAGGAGGCCUUUGGCUGCAUUGACCAGGACAGAGAUGGAGUCAUCAAGAAGCAGGACUUGAGGGAAACAUAUGGACAGCUGGGGAAACUGAAUGUGAAGGAUGAGGAGCUGGAGGAGAUGCUGAACGAAGGGAAAGGACCCAUCAACUUCACAGUUUUCUUGACAUUAUUUGGGGAAAAACUCAAUGGAACUGACCCAGAAGACACGAUCCUGGCUGCUUUUAAGCUGUUCGACCCCAAUGGGACUGGCUUUGUCAAUAAAGACGAAUUUAGGCGACUCCUGAUGAACCAGGCUGAUAAAUUCACGGCAGAGGAGGUGGAUCAGGCCUUUGCUCUGGCUCCCAUUGACCCGGCUGGCAACAUUGACUACAAAUCUCUCUGCUACAUCAUCACACACGGGGAUGAGAAAGAAGAAUCUUAG
This is a messenger RNA of Synchiropus splendidus (mandarinfish), 661 nucleotides long. It is a transcript of the gene myl7, whose product is annotated as myosin, light chain 7, regulatory. The transcript is spliced from 7 exons. The record is from RefSeq and is a predicted model, not a curated record. Gene Ontology annotation, biological process: heart contraction; cardiac muscle tissue development. Gene Ontology annotation, cellular component: cytoplasm; myofibril. The coding region runs from base 59 to 661 and encodes 200 amino acids. Gene Ontology annotation, molecular function: calcium ion binding. NCBI's taxonomy places the organism in Eukaryota, Metazoa, Chordata, Actinopteri, Syngnathiformes, Callionymidae.